GUCAGUAACAGUUGAUAGUAAUGUCAGCGCAGUCUAAUUUACAGGCUGGAGCAGCAGCUGCAUCCUGCAUUUCCCUGAAGUAUUACAUGAUUUCACUCCUUGCAAACUUUAUCAUCGUUGUUGCAGAGAGUCGGAAAUCAAAAUGCAGUGCAAGGGCACAGUGACAUGCAUCAGAUUUCUCUUGUUGUUUCUUCUGCUUUUCAUGCUUAUCGGGAAGUCACACACUGAAGAUGAUACCAUAAUUACAACUGAGAAUGGAAAGGUCAGAGGGAUGAACGUGCCAGUUCUUGGUGGCACGGUAACAGCCUUUCUUGGAAUUCCCUAUGCACAACCACCUCUUGGUAGACUUCGAUUCAAAAAGCCACAGUCCCUGACCAAGUGGUCUGAUAUUUGGAAUGCCACAAAAUAUGCAAAUUCUUGCUAUCAGAACACAGAUCAAAGUUUUCCAGGCUUUCAAGGUUCAGAGAUGUGGAACCCAAACACUGACCUCAGUGAAGACUGUUUAUAUCUGAAUGUGUGGAUUCCAGCACCUAAACCAAAAAAUGCCACAGUGAUGAUAUGGAUCUAUGGUGGUGGUUUUCAAACUGGAACAUCAUCUUUACAUGUUUAUGAUGGCAAGUUUCUGGCUCGAGUUGAAAGAGUUAUUGUAGUUUCAAUGAACUAUAGGGUGGGUGCCCUAGGAUUCUUAGCUUUACCAGGAAAUCCUGAGGCACCAGGGAAUAUGGGUUUAUUUGAUCAACAGUUGGCACUUCAGUGGGUCCAAAAAAAUAUAGCAGCCUUUGGUGGAAAUCCUAAAAGUGUAACUCUCUUUGGAGAAAGUGCAGGAGCAGCUUCCGUCAGCCUACAUUUGCUUCAUCCUAGAAGCCACUCAUUGUUCACCCGAGCCAUUCUACAGAGUGGAUCUUCUAAUGUUCCUUGGGCAGUAAUGUCUCUUUAUGAAGCUAAGAACAGAACACUGGCUUUAGCUAAGUUUAUUGGUUGCUCUAGAGAGAAUGAGACUGAAAUAAUCAAAUGCCUUCGAAAUAAAAAUCCCCAAGAAAUUCUUUUGAAUGAGGUGUUUGUUGUCCCCUAUGGUACUCUUUUGUCAGUAAACUUUGGUCCAACUGUGGAUGGUGAUUUUCUCAUUGACAUGCCAGACACAUUACUCCAACUUGGACAAUUCAAAAAAACCCAGAUCUUGGUGGGUGUUAAUAAAGAUGAAGGUACAGCUUUUUUAGUGUACGGUGCUCCUGGUUUCAGCAAAGAUAACAACAGUAUCAUAAGCAGAAAAGAAUUUCAAGAAGGUUUAAAAAUAUUUUUUCCAGGAGUGAGUGAAUUUGGGAGGGAAUCGAUCCUUUUCCAUUACACAGACUGGUUAGAUGAUCAAAGACCUGAAAACUACCGUGAGGCCUUGGAUGAUGUGGUCGGGGAUUACAAUAUCAUAUGCCCUGCCUUGGAGUUUGCCAAGAAGUUCUCAGAAGUGGGAAAUAAUGCCUUUUUCUACUAUUUUGAACACCGAUCCUCUAAACUUCCUUGGCCAGAAUGGAUGGGAGUAAUGCAUGGCUAUGAAAUUGAAUUUGUCUUUGGUUUACCUCUGGAAAGAAGAGUUAAUUAUACAAAAGCCGAGGAAAUUCUGAGUAGAUUCAUAAUGAAACGCUGGGCAAAUUUUGCGAAAUAUGGAAAUCCGAAUGGGAUCCAGAGCAAUAGCACAAGAUGGCCAGUCUUCAAAAGCACAGAACAAAAGUAUCUAACCCUGAAUACUGAGUCACCAAGAAUAUACACUAAACUACGAGCUCAACAGUGUCGAUUCUGGACACUAUUUUUUCCCAAAGUCUUGGAAAUGACAGGAAAUAUCGAUGAAGCAGAACAAGAGUGGAAAGCAGGAUUCCAUCGCUGGAGCAACUACAUGAUGGACUGGAAAAAUCAAUUUAACGAUUACACCAGCAAGAAGGAACACUGUGCGGGUCUCUAAUUAAUAGAUUUACCCUUUACAAAAUGUUCGUUUUCCUGUAGGCCAAAGCAAAAAUAUUAGUAGCUCUCUUACACACCUACUAAGAAAGCUAUUAUAUCACUGAAACAAAAAUGCCAGAAGGAUAAUAUCGAUUCCUCAUAUCUUGCACUUAGUAUUUUACUUAGCAUUUCAAAGUCCAAAUGCCUGGAACAUGUUUAAUUAAAUUUCAAAAAAUAAAGUUUUACAAUUAAUUAUAUGCACAUUAAAAAGAUGUGCUGCUUUAAUCUCUCUCUUUCCUGAAUAACAUUAAGUUUUUUUCCCUAAAGUACCAGUAGUCUGUUUUGAGUCACAUGUGCAUUUCCAUUACCACUUAUAAAAAAAGUAUUUUUUAAAAAUGAAUUAAAUCAUGAAACACUGAAUACUCAGUUUAAAAUAUUAGUUUAUGAAUUUAAUGUCAAUAUGAGAUAUUAAAAUAACCCAGAAAACAAUUGUCCCCCUCUGUUUUUUAUAUAAAGUCAAGAGAGAAUCCUAGAAGAGCCUCAGCCACUUGGAAACACUUUAUGAUAGAAACAAAACGUUGCUACCAAGAGACAAAGUGCAAAAGGAUAUAAUUAUUUCUAUUAUGUAUGUUUUAAAAUAUGUAUGUUUAUAGUCCUCAAAUUAUAUUUUUUACUCUUUCAACUUUCCUCUUCUUCAACUCCUCCAUUCCCAACUCUCCCUAAACAUGUAUAAAUGUAAAUUACCCUUACUGUAACUUAAAAUAAAAAAGUUGGAUGAGCAGAAGUCUA
Messenger RNA from Galeopterus variegatus (Sunda flying lemur), 2718 nucleotides. It is a transcript of the gene BCHE, whose product is annotated as butyrylcholinesterase. The transcript is spliced from 4 exons. Gene Ontology annotation, biological process: choline metabolic process; acetylcholine catabolic process. Gene Ontology annotation, cellular component: plasma membrane. The record is from RefSeq and is a predicted model, not a curated record. Gene Ontology annotation, molecular function: acetylcholinesterase activity. The coding region runs from base 143 to 1951 and encodes 602 amino acids. Lineage: Eukaryota; Metazoa; Chordata; Mammalia; Dermoptera; Cynocephalidae.